Strongylus vulgaris is the source of this 378-nucleotide messenger RNA. The record is from the annotation of a GenBank genome assembly. Lineage: Eukaryota; Metazoa; Nematoda; Chromadorea; Rhabditida; Strongylidae.
AUGGCUUUGAACCAGGAAAUGGCUUGCGUUUAUGCUGCGCUCAUCCUUCAAGACGAUGAAGUCGCUAUUACCGGAGACAAGAUCGCAACUCUCCUCAAGGCUGCCCACGUUGAAUUUGAGCCUUUCUGGCCCGGACUUUUCGCCAAGGCUGUUGAAGGAAUUGACAUCAAGACCAUAUUUAUGUUACUACCAACCUCUUUUAAGAACUUGAUCACCUCCGUCUCAUCCGGAGCUGGAUCAGCCCCUGCUGCUCCAUCAGCUGCUGGUGAAGCAGCUCCAGCUGGAGGUGCCGCCCCUGCCCCAGCUGCCGAGACUAAGAAGAAGGAGGAGCCUAAGGAGGAGUCCGAUGAUGACAUGGGAUUCGGUCUGUUCGACUAA